AUGUCUGCCACAGCUUCAGCCAAAACUCCCGCUUGGGUCAAGUCUCAGGGCACAGUCAAGAACUUGCACUGGCGAGGUGACGCCCAGGUCCCCAACACAGGCAUGUCUGUCGGACCUUCCGCCGUUGUCUUUGGUAACAGCAUUUAUUGCUUCCACCAGGGCCAUGGCAACAAUGGCCAACUCUGGUACAAUGUCUACAACGGUUCUCGCUGGCUUGGAGAUCUCCAGGUCCCCAACACCGGCACCUCUGCUGGACCAUCCGCUCUCAUCUACAAAGGCAUGAUCUAUGUCUUCCAUCAGGGCCAUGGCAACAAUGGCGAGCUGUGGUACAACAUCUUUGACGGUUCCCGAUGGCUGGGAGAUACCAAAGUGCCCAACACAGGCAUGACAUCUGGUCCGUCUGCCACGAUCUACAUGGACAAGAUCUACGUCUUCCACCAGGGAAGCCGAGGCAACAACGAGUUGUGGUACAACGUCUUUGACGGUUCGCGAUGGUUGGGCGAUCUCAAAGUCCCCAAUGUCGGCAUGUCCGCCUCCCCCACUGCGACGUACGUCCCCUACACGAACACCAUCCAGGUCCUUCACCAAGGUGGCGGUGACAAUGGUGAACUCUGGACCAACACUUUUGAUGGUAACCGCUGGCUUGGUGAUGAGAGGGUGGAGCGUGUGGGCAUCUCGGCUGCGCCAUCUGGAAUCGCCUUUGAUGACAGAGUCUUCUGCUUCCACCAGGGUACUCGCUUCAACGGCGAACUGUGGUUCAAUGGAUUCAACGGCGAGUUUUGGGAGGGGGACAAGUUGGUCCCAAAGACAGGUAUGUCGUCGGAUCCCUCUGCUGUGAUUUACCGUGGCAAGAUCUAUGUGUUUCAUCAGGGUUACGGAGACAACGGUGAGCUUUGGUUCAAUGUUCUUGAGUAA
Fusarium pseudograminearum CS3096 is the source of this 915-nucleotide messenger RNA. RefSeq lists its product as uncharacterized. The coding region runs from base 1 to 915 and encodes 304 amino acids. The transcript has a single exon. Lineage: Eukaryota; Fungi; Ascomycota; Sordariomycetes; Hypocreales; Nectriaceae. The record is from RefSeq and is a predicted model, not a curated record.